AUGGUGUCGAGGCGCUGUGGCCCCGCGGCGGCUGGCGCCUGUCAGAGCCGUCGAGGGGGCGGCCUCUGGGAGUUGGUGUGCCGCGGGGCGGAGGGACGAGGAGAGCCGGGGACCCCCGAGUCAGGGUCCCCUCAGGACCUGCGCGGCGGUGACCUCGUGUUUCCUUGUCCCGAGCAGCCGAAGGUGGCGUUCCGGGGAGGUGCGAACCGGUGCUGGAACCUCAGCGUGGACACCACCAGUCGGCUGUCCGACGUGUUCAACAGCAUGAUGCUGACGGGCUCCACGUCCUUCUACGACUGCUACAAACCCCAGAAUGAAGACAAUGUAGACCUAAGACAGACCUGCACUCCACUCUCUUCAUCAACAGAGUACGCAAGCUCUAUAGACUCCUCACUCUUCUACGCACCGUGGUCUACUUACGGAGAUGAUAUUAAACAACCUUCUAGUUCUCAGAUCAGUGUAAAGAACAGGAUUCAGACCGAAAGAAAUGACUAUGGCAGUGAAGCAGACUUAUAUGGACUUGUGUCUAACAUUUUGGAAGAACAGGAUAAGUCACAGCCAUAUUUUGCUGAAGGACCAAUUAAAACCCGCAGUGGACCAGCUAGUGAACUUCAUAUUCGUCUAGAAGAGUGCUAUGAACAAUGGAGAGCAUUGGAAAAAGAGAGGAAAAAGACUGAAUUAGCCCUUGCCAAGAAUUAUCCAGGAAAAAAAGUAUCCAGUACUAAUAAUACUCCAAUUCCAAGAUUGACUUCCAACCCAUCUAGAGUUGAUCGCUUAAUUGUGGAUGAACUUCGAGAACAAGCCAGAGUUGUGACUUUACUAGGCAAAAUGGAACGUCUUCGAAGCUCUCCCCUUCAUGCUAAUAUCUCUACUGCACUGGAUAGACACUUGGAGUCAAUUCACAUUGUACAGUCACGAAGAAAGGAUGAAAUUGUUAAUGCUUCAAAUCGACAAAGACAAGGAGUGCCUAGGUGCCAAGAUGACAGAGAUGUUUUUGCUCUUGCUACAGCAAUUAAAGAGAUGUGUGUAGCUACCCGGAAAGCACGCACUACCCUGUGGUGUGCACUGCAGAUGACCUUGCCAAAAACAGCAAGUACAUCGGGCCAAGCUGACAUGGAAAAAGCCUUCCAAGAUCUAGUAAACUGUGAAGAUAAAGUCCAUGAAAGCAUAAAUAGUAGCAAUCCAAUGAACCAGAGAGGUGAAACAAAUAAACAUUAAGGAAAUGCCAGCAGAAGGAAGAGUUAAAAAGCUGAUAAGUAAAUGUAUCAAGAUGUGCUAAAAUUUUUAAUGAACUUGUCAAACUUUCAGUACAUUAAUUUUCUUUCAGAUUUAAAGUUAAUACUUCAAUGAAGUCUAACUUCUAUUUAAAAAAAAAUCUGCUUGGAAUGAAUCAGAUACAGUUUAAAGUGAACUCAAAGGUAAAGUUGAUUACUCCAGGAGUUCUGAGUAGUCAAAGAUAGCAAGUUUAUUUAAUUAACUAUCCUCUUACAGCCAAAAAUUGCUUAAAUCCAUUCUUCAGUGCAGGUACAUGCAAAUGUGAAAUUCUUCUAGGAGAUAAGUUUCAUUUAGUUCUGCCUCAGUAAGUAUAAUUCCAAAUAAUGAGUCUAAGUGACUGUAACCCAAUUAUGGCUACAGUUUAGUAACCAAGACAAGUUUUGAUUGUGAUUUAAAGUAUUUUCCUUAUGAAACUGGAUAAUACCUAGGAAACAAGGAAAACAAGGAUAAACCCAAUAUUCAUGUAAAAUUUAAUAUUUAAAAUACUACCAUAUUUAUAAAUUUGAAAUCUUAGUGCCUAAGUAUAUGGAGGGAAAUGCAUCUGAUUCUCCUAGAUUAGUGAUAAAAGUGCCAGUGUGAAAACCAUGCAAGUUACUGAAUAUAAAACCUGUUCAAAUCAUUAGUGUAUAUUCUUUAAAUUUUAAUUAUACUAUCAAUUAUUAAAUAUUUCCAAUUUCAAAGUAUUUAAUUGAAUCAAAAUAAAACAUUCCUUUAUCUGGAUCUUUUAGACUCGAUGCCUAGUAACUAAAAUAAUGACUCUUGUUUUAAUACCCUUAGUUUGCUGUCUUUGAUGAGGGUAUCACGAAGUUCUAAAAUGUAUUUUUUAGGUUAAUCUUUAACUAGUUUAGUUUUGCCAAUUAGUUAGUGUAUAUUUUGUGUAGUUAUGUUCAUUUGUUUGCUUCUGUAUUUUUUAAAAAGAACACUUGAAAGCUUGGCUUUUUCUGUUUAUCAUCACUUAAUAUCUUUGUAUUAGAACCCGAAUAAUUUAUUCAUUAAUAUGAAAUGUUGAUAUUAUGUGACUCAGAAGAUCUUGGGUUUUAAAGUUUCUAGCAUGAGUUAAACUAUAAUAUAAUGUACUGAUGAAAUUUAAUUGAAAUAUCCUUGACUAGAAACACUGAUGUUUUUAAUGUUAGUGUUUUUUCUUAGCUUUAGAAAUCCUGGUAUAUAUAUAAAAAGAGAGUGUAAUCACACCAAAUAAAUUUUCUUUAGAUGAUGUUCGGAAGAAACUGAUUGAGAAUGCAGGAGUAACUGUUGGGAGAAACAUUUUGAUCACUGAUAUGCUUAGAACUACCAAAUGAAUUACACUGAGGGUAGUGAAAUAAACUAGACCACUCCACCACAGUCACUGCAUAGAAAGUGGUUAAGGUUGACAUAACACAUGUUGAAUGUUAUGAAAACAAAUAU
Molecule: messenger RNA, 2679 nt
Organism: Microtus ochrogaster (prairie vole)
Lineage: Eukaryota; Metazoa; Chordata; Mammalia; Rodentia; Cricetidae
Gene: Meioc
Product: meiosis specific with coiled-coil domain
Exons: 7
Coding region: 1-1218 (405 amino acids)
Biological process (GO): female meiosis I; meiotic cell cycle; mRNA stabilization
Cellular component (GO): nucleus; cytoplasm
Source: RefSeq, a predicted model, not a curated record